Messenger RNA from Gastrolobium bilobum, 351 nucleotides. RefSeq lists its product as uncharacterized. The record is from RefSeq and is a predicted model, not a curated record. The transcript has a single exon. The coding region runs from base 1 to 351 and encodes 116 amino acids. Lineage: Eukaryota; Viridiplantae; Streptophyta; Magnoliopsida; Fabales; Fabaceae.
AUGCGACUUCAUUCACAAGGUUCUAAUAACGAUGUCAUGGAGAUUAAAAUGUUCUUUGAAUCGCUUCUUGAUGUUGGUGACGACAACAUUGGUGACAAUGUUGAUAGAUUCUCUAUCAUAAAAAUCCCAUAUGAAAUCUUGAUCAAUGAUUCCAAUGAUUUGCUCUCAGAUUUAGCAGAAUUUACAUAUCCAAAUCUUUUGAAAAAUAUGGAUAAUUCAUCUUUCUUCCAAGAACGUGUUAUCUUAGCACCAAUAUUAGCUGAUGCCUGCAUGUUAAAUGAGUACUUAAUGUCAAUAAUUGCAGGUGAAGAGAAGAUAUAUCUUAGUUCAGAUAAAAUCUAUAAAGCAUAA